CUCACUCGAAAGGGAGCUAAGUUUGUAUGGAAUGACAAAUGUGAGAAAGGAUUCAUGGAAUUAAAGAAGAGAUUGACUGAGGCACCGGUACUUGCAUUACCCAAACAAGGUGUGGGGUACGAUGUCUAUAGCGAUGCGAGCAUCCAAGGGCUUGGAUGUGUACUGAUGCAGAACGGGAGGGUAAUCGCCUAUGCUUCACGACAAUUGAAGAAGCAUGAGGUGAAUUAUCCUACUCAUGAUUUGGAGCUGGGGGCAGUGGUGUUUGCACUGAAGAUUUGGAGACAUUAUCUCUACGGAGAGACAUGUCACAUAUAUACUGAUCAUAAGAGCUUGAAGUACGUGUUUACUCAGAAAGAGUUAAACAUGAGACAGAGACGGUGGAUGGAGUUGAUAAAGGACUACCAUCUAGUUAUUGAGUACCAUCCAGGCAAGGCAAACGUUGUAGCAGAUGCCCUUAGUCGGAAGAGUUCGUCUGGGGCAUUGUUGACUUGUUUGAGAGCACUGAGGGCCCAAUUGGAUGUAUCUAACGACGGUGCUUUAUUGGCACGAUUCGAAGUGAGACCGACCUUACUUGAUGAGAUCAAGAAGGGUCAAGAGACUGACGCAGAACUGAUGAAGGUCCGGGAACGCAUGCAAGCGGGACCGGUGGAGGAUUUCAGGGAAAGGGAUGAUGGUCUCUUGUUAUUUCGUGACCGAGUGUGUGUGCCGUCAGACGAUGAGCUCCGAAAGUCCAUCUUAGAGGAGGCUCAUUCAUCGGCUUAUGCCAUGCACCCGGGGGGCACGAAAAUGUACCGUGAUUUGAAAGAAAGUUACUGGUGGUCUGGAAUGAAGAGGGAAAUAGCCGAGUACAUCAGUCGAUGCCUUACUUGCCAACAAGUAAGGCAGAACAUCAGCAUCCAGCAGGCUUGUUACAACCACUUUCCAUUCCUGAGUGGAAGUGGGAACAUGUGACUAUGGAUUUCGUGGUGGGUUUACCACGGACGAUUCGGAACUAUGAUGCAGUUUGGGUUGUUGUGGAUAGGCUCACGAAGAGUGCACACUUUUUGCCUAUCAAUACUACCUACCCACUUGAGAGGUUAGCCAAAUUAUAUACGGAUGAGAUCGUGAGGCUGCAUGGGGUCCCAGUGACCAUUGUAUCCGAUAGAGACCCACGAUUCACAUCACGUUUUUGGCCGAAAUUUCAGGAGUCUAUGGGAACGAGGUUGAAGUUCAGUACUGCUUUCCACCCACAGACGGAUGGGCAGUCUGAAAGAGUCAUACAGAUCUUAGAAGACAUGCUGAGGGCUUGUGCGUUGGAGUUCCAAGGAAGUUGGGACAACCACUUAGCACUUGUGGAAUUUGCCUAUAACAACAGUUAUCAGGCAAGCAUCGAUAUGCCUCCAUACGAGGCAUUGUAUGGAAGGAGGUGCCGUACACCGUUAUGCUGGGACGAGGUUGGCAUGGCCAAACUCGAGGGUACUGAGUUGGUUGAGGUCACCAAAUCAAAGGUGAAGUUGAUUCGAGAGAGACUCAAAGCGGCUCAGGAUAGACAAAAGAGUUAUGCAGAUAAGCGUCGAAGAACCUUGGAGUUUAAGGUUGACGACGAGGUAUUCUUGAAAGUUUCUCCUUGGAAAGGGAUCAUUCGAUUCCAAACCCGAGGAAAACUUAACCCACGAUAUAUAGGUCCAUUCAGAAUUAUAGAGAGGAUUGGGGCCGUAGCAUAUCGUCUACAGUUGACUCCUGAGUUAGAGAAGAUACAUAAUGUGUUUCAUGUAUCCAUGCUUAAGAAGUAUGUGCAUGAUCCCUCUCACGUAUUGGAGAAGCCACCUGUAGAGGUACGUGAGGAUUUGAACUACGCUGUUCAACCUAUCAAGGUCACCGAUAGAAAGGUGAAGAAACUGAGGAGCAAGGAAGUCCCAAUGGUUAAAGUCCUGUGGAAGAGCGAUCGGGUCGAGGAAGAGACAUGGGAAACAGAGGCUUUGAUGAGGAAGCAGUAUGCUUUCCUAUUCGAGUAGAGCUGUGAAUUUCGGGGACGAAAUUCCUGUUAAGGGGGGGUGAACUUGUGACACCGCACCCGAACGUCCUUGAAAAUUCGAUUUAAAAAUUUAACAUUUAUGUAUUGAAUUUUCGAUUGCCAAACAAUUGUAAAACGAUUAAUGUUUUACGUAGUGCAUGACUGAAUAUCGUACUGUUCAAACUCGUAUGAUAGUGUCGGGUUUGCAACCACUUUUCGGGACUUAUUAAUAAAUAAAAGAGCUCAACAUUAUCUAAAUAAGUGAUCGAAUGAUUAAAGAAGAAUACCAAUGCCUACAACCCUAUCUUUGGCAUUUUUGAGCUAAAUAAUAGAAGUAGGAUUUUCCUUCUAUAAUAUCCAUCAAGUAAAUUAUUGGGAUGAGCCUACACAUAUUGGAGAUCAAUAAUGUUAUUUAGGAAGUUGACUUGUUCUAAAUAAAUUAGGAUGAGUACAAAAGGACAUCUUUGACAAAGAUAAAACAAUAGGACCCAUCUUCCCAUUUUUGGAAGUAUUGGUAGAUAUUUUGGACCUCAAAUUGAUUGGGAUCAAUUGGGGGGCAUCCCAUGUGGCUUGAGUACCUGCAAGACAAGUAAAAUGUGUGAGAAGACUCACCUUGGCCGCACCACAUGGAGGAGCAUUGCCCAUGACACAAUUGGGAUCAAAUUUUGGGGUCACCACCACUGUUUUCGCACAAACAGGUGUGCUGUUUUGUCUCCCUUCAUGAGUGAGGUUAUACUCGGCCAAAUGAGGUUUAUAAGGUGUCCUUGGAUAGAUUUUGAAGUCUAUUUUUAUAAUUGAGUGGUCUCUGUUCGAGAGGAGAGAGCAAUCAUCCAAAAAUAGAUCUGGAACGAGCAGUGGUCUGUGAACUCGAGCUGUGAGAGUGCUGAGACUGUUUGGUUGAUAUCUCGAGUUUUACCAAUCCAAUUAAGGCGUGUGAGAUACCAAAAGAAAGCUCUCAAGACGAGGAAUCCGUGAAGGUCUGGUUUGCAUCAAUCGGAGUUGUGGAAGACUUCCAAAUCGCCCGAGCAAAACACAACCUCGCAGGAGAGGAUUUAAUCUUCUAAAGAAACGGGUUAACCGGAAAACACCCAUUCUAGGGGCUGUUUUCGUAUCAACGAUUAAGGGUUGAACUAGCACCUUGAGGAGGCUGUUUAACACUCAUAUUUGAGCAAGGAAUUAGUUCCAAAUCCACCUUGACCAAAGCUUUGACCAUUGGACCAAGAAGGGAAAGUUUAAAGCUCAAUUGAGGUUGAGGCUUGAGCUUACAUCCUGCGCUUGUUGAUCGGGUGAAUCCGUGGAGAGAAGACUUGGUUCGUGCUUCCUCCAUUCUAUUUGAAACAUUAACAAAAUUGCUCAUGGAUAUUUUAUUAUAGAGCCUGCGUGCUCAUGAAUAGCCCUGUGUGGCCCUUUCGUUUUAAACAAUGUUUUCCGCUGCUUUAUGAAUUACUUAUUAUGUUGUUUAUGGAUGACUUAUGUGUGAAUGAUAUUCAUGACGCCUUGUAUAAUAUGAAUGUGUUGGACUGCGGUUGACUAUUCGUAUUGUACGGCGGGUUGUUGACGUGUCCGGGGAGGUCCGGGGCGUGACAGGGAGUUUGUAAUGUUUCUAUAAUUUUGGUUAAUUCAGUUUUAAGGAUAUUUUCUGCAGAAAUAAAGUUUAAAGUUUAAAGUUUUA
Cuscuta epithymum is the source of this 3665-nucleotide messenger RNA. Lineage: Eukaryota; Viridiplantae; Streptophyta; Magnoliopsida; Solanales; Convolvulaceae. The record is from the annotation of a GenBank genome assembly.